GCGCGAGAGCGAGACCUGCGGAGACAACGCGCCGGAUCCUGAAGCGACCGUUACCCUCCAACAGGCGACCUGCCUUUCUCCUUCCCGAUUUCCCUCACAGUGUUCCUCACACAUUAGCCCUUUCCUUCAACGCUGCCACACUUUUUGGUUUAUCACAGGUGUAUUUGCGCGCCUUUGACGUACUUUUCUCACUCAUUGGGAAUUAACGGACAUCUGAGGAUCGUGUGGAUGCGCGGCUUUGGAAAGACGCGAAGAUGGAAUUGCUGAUAAUAUGCCUUUCUUUUGGAAUAUUGCAGUGCAGUUCGGUGGGAGCCGACUCCAUCAUUCACAUCGGUGCCAUUUUUGAGGAGAACGCGGCACGGGAUGAUGAGGUGUUUCAGUUGGCGAUCUCUGACCUCAGCCUCAACGAUGACAUUUUGCAGAGCGAGAAAAUCACCCACUCCAUAAAAUAUAUCGAGCCCAACAACCCCUUUCAGGCAGUGCAGGAAGCAUGCGAACUGAUGACGCAAGGGAUCCUGGCUUUGGUCACGUCUACAGGCUGUGCUUCAGCCAGUGCUCUACAGUCCCUGACAGAUGCCAUGCACAUACCACACCUUUAUGUCCAGCGAAAUGCUGAAGGAUCACCCCGUACAGCCUGCCAGCUCAAUCCAAGCCCUGACGGAGAACGAUACACCCUUGCAGCACGACCGCCUGUCCGUCUAGGUGAUGUCAUGUUGACUCUAGUUGGUGAGCUGCGAUGGCAAAAGUUCAUCGUCUUCUAUGACAGCGACUAUGAUAUCCGUGGACUUCAGGUGUUUCUGGACCAGACAUCAAGACAAGGUUUGGAUGUGUCUCUGCAGCGAGUGGACAGGAACAUUAGCGGUGUGUUUUCCAGUUUGUUUACCUCGAUGCGCACAGAGGAGCUGAACCGUUACAGGGACACUCUCAGAAGAGCUAUCCUGCUUUUGAGUCCUCGUGGAGCCCAAGUCUUCAUCCAUCAGGCCGUGGAGACUAACCUGGCCUCCAAAGAUAGUCACUGGGUGUUUGUGAACGAGGAGAUCAGUGACACAGAGAUUCUGGAGUUGGCUCACAGUUCCCUGGGAAGGAUGACGGUUGUCAGGCAGAUUUUUCCUUUGUGGAGGGACAGCAGUGUGAGCUGUAUGAGGAACAACCAUCGCAUCUCAUCACUGCUCUGUGACCCUCAGGAGGGAUACCUGCAGUCGCUGGAGGUGUCCAAUCUGUACCUUUAUGACAGCGUGUUGAUGUUAGCCAACGCAUUCUACCGGAAAUUAGAAGACCGGAAAUGGCACAGCAUGGCCAGUCUCAACUGCAUCAGGAAGUCCACCAAGCCAUGGAAUGGAGGCUGGUCCAUGCUGGAGACGAUCCAGAAGGGUCAUAUAACUGGCCUCACUGGGAUUAUGGACUUCAUGGAAAAUGGAUCAAAUUCGCAUGUUCAGUUUGAAAUUUUGGGAACCAGCUUCAGCGAGACGUUUGGAAAAGACAUAAAACGCUUAGCAACAUGGGAUUCGGUCCAUGGUCUCAACGGAAGCCUAAAGGAAAGUCGCAUUGAAAAUGGCAUGCAAGGGGUGACCGUGAAAGUAGUGACGUUGCUGGAGGAUCCAUUUGUGAUGGUGGCAGAGAACAUCCUCGGGCAGCCAAAACGAUACAAAGGAUUCUCCAUUGAUGUCCUUGAUGCCUUGGCCAAGAUCCUAGGGUUCAAGUAUGAUAUCUACCAGGUGGCAGACAGCAAAUAUGGUUCUCAGCUGUCAAACGGCUCUUGGAAUGGAAUGAUCGGGGAACUCAUAAACAAGAGAGCUGAUUUAGCAGUGUCUGCCAUAACAAUAACACCAGAGCGAGAGAAUGUCGUAGACUUCAGUAAGCGCUACAUGGAUUACUCCGUUGGGAUCCUACAUCGCAAGCCUGAGGAAAAGAUCAACAUUUUCUCCCUGUUUGCCCCAUUUGAUUUGGCUGUGUGGGCCUGUAUUGCAGCUGCCAUUCCUGUGGUGGGCGUCCUGAUCUUCCUGCUGACACGGAUGCAGAUGCUCCGCUCCCAGAAUCCUCCAGGAGCCCAUCAUGCUUCAUCCAUGUCUAACUCAUUGCAUAGUGCUAUAUGGAUUGUCUAUGGCGCCUUUGUACAACAAGGUGGAGACUCAGUGGUGGGGUCUGUGGCGCUGAGGAUAGUCAUGGGGAGUUGGUGGUUGUUCACACUGAUUGUGUGUUCGUCUUACACUGCAAACCUGGCUGCAUUCCUGACUGUGUCCCGCAUGGACAAUACUAUAAGAACAUUUCAGGAUCUUGCAAGGCAGAUGGACUUUGCUUAUGGCACCGUUAGAGACUCUGCAGUGUACGAUUACUUUAAAGCCAAAGGCACAAACCCACUGGAGCAAGACAGCACAUAUGCAGAGCUGUGGAGGACAAUCAGCAAAAAUAAUGGACAGGACUUCUCAGUUUCUAGCCCUUCUGAAGGCAUCCGCAAGGCCAAAAAAGGACCUUACGCAUUUCUGUGGGACAUGGCUGUGGUGGAAUAUGCAGCACUCACAGAUGAUGAUUGUACCAUCACUGUAUCGGGCAACAGCAUGAGCAGCAAAGGCUAUGGCAUCGCCAUGCAGCAUGGGAGUCCUUACCGAGACCUCAUAUCACAAAAGAUUCUGGAGCUGCAGGAAAAAGGAGACCUGGAUGUUUUGAAGCAAAAGUGGUGGCCUCGGACAGGACGGUGUGACCUCAACAGCCACAGUAACGCCCAACCGGAUGGUCGCUCGCUCAAGCUGCACAGCUUCGCUGGCGUCUUCUGCAUCCUAGCAGCAGGACUCCUGCUGGCCUGCCUGGUGGCCGCACUGGAAAUGUGGUGGAACAGCAAUCGCUGCCGGCAAGAGCAGCCCAAAGAGGUUACUAAGGAUUACAGACUGGCAAGGGUUUCUGGUCCAUUGACAUAUAAUGAUAUUGCUACUGCUUCAUCGGAGGGGAGCAAGGACAUUUGGACAGACAGAGAAGAGACUGGGAUGAAGCAGAAGCUAUUGACACAGGACAAGGAGGUGAACCUGGAACAGGUGCAUCGGCGUUUGAACAGUCUUAUGGACGAGGACAUGGCACACAAGCAGAUCCCCGCACCAUCUAUCGAGAUCUCUGCCCUGGACAUCGGCAGCAUGCCACCCAGCCAGCAGCGGGAGGCUGUGCGAGACUACCCGGGCACGGGCCUGUCUGUGAGCACCUUCCUCCCGGAGCAAGCUCAUGGGGUGGGCCGGACACUGAUCCAGGGUCCUGGCAGCACCCUGCCCCUUCCUCUCAGCAGCUCCACCAUCCCCUCCAUCCAAUGCAAACACAGGGCUCCCAACGGGGGCCUCUUCCGACAGAGUCCAGGCAAGACACCCAUGCCAAUGUCCUACCAAUCAGUACCAGGAGGACCCAUCCCAGAAGCUAUUGAGCAUAGCACGUCCAUCUAAUGCCAUCGUCACCAUGGGUUGCCUCAUACUUGCUUUUCAAAGAAAGCUGAGGUGCGGUUGGAAAACUGGAAAACUGUGGCAGUGUAAAAAGAGUUUAAAAGAAAACGAAGAGUAAAAAAAAUACGUAGAGAUUUUUAAUAUGAAAUCAAAAAAAUAAAAACAUGGAAAUCAUUUUUUUUUCUUGUACAUAUUUGUAAAUACUGAAAGAGCAAAGUAAGUAAAAGUGUAUUUUGAAUAUUCUCAAUUUUUGAAGUUGAGUUACAAAAACAAAUGAACAAAAAAAAGGACUUAUAAAAAUAAUUCCAAACGACUGUUUGAAUGGCUUUGUGAAUUUUGUUCUCUAUGGGUAAAGACUCAAAUUCAUUGUGAUUGUUUUCUAAGUGCCGAAAUAAAAGAUGUCUCUCCACGUUUUGUUAUUAGAUGAUCAUACACGGCUGUAGGAACUCGAAAGCUGAGCGCUAAUAAUUAUGCACCCCUUUUACAGUCAGAAACUGUCUUCAAACAAACAAACAAACAAUGAGGUGAUUUGAAUUCUGAUCCAUUCUAUGGUUUGUUUGUUGAUUACUGAUGAAGCUUUAUGUGUUUGAACUGAGCUGAUGAUGAUGUUAAUGGAUUUACAGAACAAGCAAAUCUAAUCAUUUCAAAUCUGAAAUAGCAAAGCAAUGACGUGUGGAAAGUCAUCACAGGCAAACUGGAACUUUGUAAUCAUAGCAACUGCACUGACAGAAUUCAUUUUAAGAAUGUUUAUUUUAAUUUAAGGGCAUUUUCAUAUAAAGCAGAACAUUAUCAAUCUGUGAGCACAACCUCAGACAUAACAGAACAGUGUAACUUUAACUUGUUGCACAUUUCACUAAAUUAUCUGUUGUGAAAAGUUAUUACUGUUUUAUAUGGCAAAACAUUUUUCACAGCACAUCAUUCUGAAUAUAUACAUGUAUACAGUCAGAUCCAUAAAUAUUGGGACAUUGACACAAUUCUAACAUUUUUGGCUCUAAACACCAACACAAUGGAUUUGAAAUAAAACAACUUGUGCUUUAUCUGCAGACUGUCAGCUUUGAGGGUAUUUAUAUCCAAAUCAAGGGAACGGUGUAGGAAUUACAACAGUUUGUAUAUGU
This is a messenger RNA of Danio aesculapii, 4531 nucleotides long. It is a transcript of the gene grid1b, whose product is annotated as glutamate receptor, ionotropic, delta 1b. Gene Ontology annotation, cellular component: plasma membrane; postsynaptic membrane. The record is from RefSeq and is a predicted model, not a curated record. NCBI's taxonomy places the organism in Eukaryota, Metazoa, Chordata, Actinopteri, Cypriniformes, Danionidae. Gene Ontology annotation, biological process: synaptic transmission, glutamatergic; modulation of chemical synaptic transmission; monoatomic ion transport. Gene Ontology annotation, molecular function: glutamate-gated receptor activity; transmitter-gated monoatomic ion channel activity involved in regulation of postsynaptic membrane potential.